CGACCCCACGGGGGCGGGGCUAGAGAAGCGGAAGCCCUUCCGGCCGCCCGGAGGCACCCGGCGCGGUUUGGCAGCAUGGCUGACGAAGAGGAGGACGCGCAGUUUGAAGAAGACGCGGAAGAAGCUGGAGGCGGCUUGGAUGGUGGGCAAGGCAAGAGGAAGAGGCUGUUCUCCAAAGAAUGUGAGUCGAGCCCGGCCAGAAAGCCCAGCGCCGCGCUGACGGUAAGAUGCAUGAUGUAUGGAUUUGGGGAUGACCAGAACCCUUACACAGAGUCAGUGGACAUUCUUGAAGACCUGGUAAUAGAGUUUAUCACAGAAAUGACACACAAGGCCAUGUCAAUUGGGCGGCAGGGUCGUGUACAGGUGGAGGACAUUGUCUUUCUGAUACGCAAGGACCCCCGGAAGUUUGCCAGAGUUAAAGACCUCCUAACUAUGAAUGAAGAACUGAAACGAGCCAGAAAGGCCUUUGAUGAAGCAAACUAUGGAUCUUGAUUCUGUGCACAAGCUGUACUGAGGCAUUACUUGGGCACUUGCUGCCCAAAAGGAACAUCAUGCAUGUUGUUUGGAGGAACUAUUCAGGGUGGAGGUCACUGCUGGAAUGUCUGCCCUCGCUCCUAGCCUUUUCUGAGAAGUAUCCAAGCAGCUGGAUGUUGUCUAUGCGGUAUACUUGGG
Molecule: messenger RNA, 672 nt
Organism: Neopsephotus bourkii (Bourke's parrot)
Lineage: Eukaryota; Metazoa; Chordata; Aves; Psittaciformes; Psittacidae
Gene: TAF13
Product: TATA-box binding protein associated factor 13
Exons: 4
Coding region: 76-492 (138 amino acids)
Biological process (GO): transcription by RNA polymerase II
Cellular component (GO): transcription factor TFIID complex
Molecular function (GO): protein heterodimerization activity
Source: RefSeq, a predicted model, not a curated record